Messenger RNA from Leptidea sinapis, 2428 nucleotides. RefSeq lists its product as uncharacterized. Bases 91 to 1443 code for a protein of 450 amino acids. The transcript is spliced from 8 exons. The record is from RefSeq and is a predicted model, not a curated record. NCBI's taxonomy places the organism in Eukaryota, Metazoa, Arthropoda, Insecta, Lepidoptera, Pieridae. Gene Ontology annotation, molecular function: protein binding.
AUGUCAGUUUAAUAAUAUAUCGGAAACGGCAAAUAUCUAAAAUAAUAUAUUCGCUAAUUAUUUGUAAUUAUUGAUCGUUGAUCUUACAGAAUGUCGAUGAUUACACCCGAAUUAUUAAAUUUUAUCAAGAAGUUGGAGGAUAAUAAUGAUAAAUUGGUUUCAUUGUCCCCUUUGGAAGAACAACCAUUGGAGUUCGAAUUCAAUAACUCUGUCUGCUCAGUCUGCAAUGGAUAUUACGGUCCAAGUUUUGGUGAACCAGUUUGUGUUACAUGUCAUGCAUUUUUGUUUCCGGAAUUUCCAUCAUAUGUGCCUUGCUCAUAUUUCUGCACAGAAAAGACUGAUGAUGGUGACUCAGGGAAUGAUGAACCAUCUGAUUUGAAUUUUACCACGGAAAAGAAGUCCAAUAGAACAUUUCCUAUACCAGCUUGGUGGAGAUACAGGACUUCAUUAGAUAGUGAAACAAGUCCUGAAGAUGAUGCUAGUAGGGCGAGUAACUCUGGCCCGAGUGGAAGUGGAAGUAGUGGGGCCGGAUCUUUGGCAGCCAGAGAUGGAAAUAAAGAUCCACUGUAUCUCUAUAUGGGGCAGGGACCACCUCCUCAGCCGCCAAACUUGUCCAGAACAUUACAGGCCUUGACUACACCAAGGCCCUCUGACAAUGUACCUCUUGGUAUCGUGGAGCAUUUGCCAUCUGAGGUGUUGCUGUGUAUAUUCCAAUACCUGGAUGACAUGUCUCUGUGUGCCUGUGCUUGCGUGUGCACACGUUGGCAAAGACUCGUUCGCGCUCGCGUGCCGUUAUCGCGUUGGGCCGCAUAUGCGGCUGCGAGGUGGCCUCUUUUCAAACCCAUUUUUACCGAUUUUGACUGGCAAAGAAAAUAUCAAUCAUUGGUGGAGUCAUGCUUCUGUCGGAAUUGCUUAGUCCAGAUGUGUGUUCAAGCGCCACCUGACGGUGAGGAGAGUGCUUGGAGACGCAAUAGACUCAGGAGCGAACUAAAAGAUAAUAAAUUACUGCGUCAGAUGUUACGUAACGACCCGCCUGAAGGUAUAGCAGCGUCUCCGCUCGACGCCAAGUGCUGCCACUGGCAGGCCAGCGUCACGGGCCCGGCUGGUUCGCCUUAUGAGGGCGGGGUGUUUUAUCUCUACGUGCAGGUGCCCUACUCAUACCCAAUGAGUCCGCCGGUGGUUCGGUUCCUGACGCGCAUCCUGCACCCCAACGUGUCGCGUCACGGGGACGUGGGCAUUGACUCUGUGCACCACAACUGGUCCCUGGCUCUCACCAUCAGCAAAGUGCUCAUAUCGAUACAGAGCUUACUCACCGACCCCUUCACUAACGUUUGUAUGGAACCAGAGUUGGGAGAGAUGUACGUGAAGGACAGACCGCGGUUCGAAGCCUUGGCUAGGAUGUGGACAUGGAAAUAUGCUAUGCUUGAUAUCUUACCAUUUUAAGUACAGCACAGUAAACUGCUGGAUAAAAUCGUAUAAGUAAUAGACUUAAGUGCAGUCGCGCAGCAUUAUGAAUGUUGGUCAUUGACCUUACUUACAAUACGCGCUCACAUCGCCUCCGUGUAAGCGAGACGGAACAGAGCUUUGUACGAAAUUUUUAAAGUUGUUUGUGAUUACAUGAAUUGGUAACUCGUGAUCGAGUGGAGCCGGAAGCAUUAGGAAUCGACCUGGUAUUUGUGCAAAAUAUUUCAUGUAAUUACAGUUUCUAAAAAUAAUUACAGUAUGCUUACGCAUAGUAUUAGUUUUGCCUCAAUUAUAAUAACGACAUAUUAUUAAUAACUUUCAAGCUGAAAUAUUAUUACUUUUAAUAACUGGUACAAUGGUGCAAAGUGUAAUCCUUGCAAAUCUGAAUACUGAUUUUAAUACACUUCUGAUAAGAAAUCAACAGAAUUUGAUAUGAAUUAAGUUUAUUUUAGCAGAAAGAUAAGCAUAGGUUCACACACAACACACUAACUGGGUGUUGCCAUAAUUUAAUUCUUAAAGAUUUAAAUUUUUGUGGCAGUCUUCAAACUUUAAGUUAAGAACAUACACUCACCUGUAAGACCACAAGAGAUUUGGAUAUUUUCAACAAAUGGAAGACAGCAGUUUUAACUUCCCAUCAGGAAUUCCCCUUUAUACAUGGUACCCUCUCAUAUAAAAAAAAAGAAAUUGCUUAGCAGUAUGGUGAUAUUUGCAGAUAGGACAAUCUCAUAUCUUUCAUGUGAAAUGAACUAUAAAAUAAUUGUCGUUGGCACAAGAAAUUACAUGAAAUGGAAGCAAAAUUGUAAAGCACAAUUAUAGACAUACGAGUUUAAGACAAUCUUUGUUUAUUCUUUCAUGUACCGUAACUAUAUAUAUUAUAAUGGUUACUUUUAAGUGUUUAAAAUAUACUUACAUUAUAAACAUGUAAUUAAAUUUAGUUUCAUAAUAAAAGUGAAAUAGUAUGCCA